Molecule: messenger RNA, 702 nt
Organism: Drosophila biarmipes
Lineage: Eukaryota; Metazoa; Arthropoda; Insecta; Diptera; Drosophilidae
Product: C-type lectin domain family 4 member F-like
Exons: 1
Coding region: 1-702 (233 amino acids)
Molecular function (GO): signaling receptor activity
Source: RefSeq, a predicted model, not a curated record
AUGUCAGAGGAUACUUGUUCCUUUUGCAAACUAAAGGAUGCGCCAAAUCAGUGCGCUGCAUUUUGCCUUUCGGCACUGCAUCCUUUAUUCGAUCACAAUGUCAACCGCCAGCACAGGAUAGACACUCUUGCUGAAGGUGUGUCCAAUAGCAAUGGAAAAUUGGACAAGAUCGAAGGUCAACUGCAGUCCCUGCAGACCACUUUGGAAACUCUGAAAACAUCUAUGGAGGAAACCUUUCAGAAGAUAAGCCAUACGAAAUUUUACACAGGGCUAGAGGAAAAGCAGCAUACUGAGGAUCAGAGUAUUGUUCCCGGAGUCAAAACUAAAAUUCUUCUGCCAGGAUUCCAGCAAAUCGGGUCAAGAUAUUUAUAUAUCGAGAGAAAAGCUAAACAAGAUUGGAAUACAGCCGCAAGGACUUGCCAUCGAAUGGGAGGUCACCUGGCAUCGAUCAAAAAUGAAGAGGAGUUUACUGCCAUCACAGAGAAACUCGAUCUACUUCGGUACUGGUCGGGCAUCAACGAUCGAGGAAAGAAGGACGAGUACGUAUCUGUAGCUUCCGGAAAACCAGCAGAAUUCGUGAAAUGGAUUUGGAAAAACAUCGAAAGCGAUGCGAACUGCGUAGCAUUGACGAAGUUCGGAUUUGUAAAUACGCUUUGUAACGAAACCCUAAAAUUCAUUUGCCAGCAAGACGAUGAAAACUAG